AUGGGUCAGCAAGCCCACUAUGGAGCCCAAACAUGCUUGGGCACCAAUCCCAGGAAAUGCCAAGAUUUAGGAGACUCCAUUCUUCUGAUCCUGGGCAGCUUCAUCUUGCUCAACGUGGGCAUCAACGUGGUGACUCUGCUCUGGAGGAAUCUGAAGAGCUCCUUGCGGAUAAUUUUCCAUCAUUUUUUCCCCAAAGAUCCCAGGAGCUUGUACUCAAGAAUCUCUUCCCAUUUCCAUCGUCACCCCAGCCUCCUGCUUGGGCAUGCUAACCACCUUGACUGGAUGCCAGGCACAAAUGAAGAGAAGGUUUCUCGGUGCUGCUGGAUGCCACCCCAAUGUGGACAUCCCAUAGGUCCCAGAGAGGCUCCACGGGAACUGUGGAAGGAGAGGAUGGUGGGAUCCAAGAAGGAUCCUCAGGUCACAUCCACGAGAGCCCAGGCUUCCUUGUUUUCCAGGCCUGAGAGUUCUUCUCAGUUUCCAAAGAUGAACAAGAUGGACAUACUUCCACAUGCUUUAGCCCAAGAGAGCAAGACCAAAGCCCCAGACUACAACCCAGCCCACGCCUCAGCCCACAUCUGUGAGCAGAGCCUCACCCAGUCACAGACGCGUGCCUCAGAGGGCACUCACUUCCAGGCACAGGAUCUUGAGCACGCCUCAGCCGAGGCCCCAGCCCUCAUCCGCCCCCCUAGUGAAGUUCACAGUGCAGCUCAUGCCUCACCACCUAUCCCAGCCCCCAGCCUACCCUGUGCCCCAGCCCAGGCCCCACCUCCGAGCCAAGCCCGCCUCUCAGCCCAGGCCUUGGAGCAAGCCCAGGACCAAAGCCCAGCCCCUACUAUAGUCCAGAUUGCAGCCUUCGCCCCAGCCCCUCUCCCAGUCCAGAGCCUAGCUCCCACCCCAGCCAGGGGUUCAGCCCACACCCCUGAGCAGACCUCUGCUCACACCCCAGCCCAGGACCCGGGAGGCAGUCAAGACUGGGUGUACAACCCUGUUCCUUCAACCUGCCAGAGCUAUCGCCAGAUGUCCGCGCCUCCGAAAAUCAACUGGAGACACCAUUUCCCUGGGUCAGACGCUCGGAUAGGCCAUGUGGUCUUUGAUGCUCGCCAGAGACACUCAGUAAUGGGCAGGGAUAAGUGUGAAGCUCUGUGUCCCAGACGCCUUGGCCAAGAGGCACCCAGCAACGCAGGGGAGCCCCCCAAGGACUCCACAGCCAAGCAGGCACUAGAGCUGUUAUAUCUGAAAAUACAGUAG
Molecule: messenger RNA, 1248 nt
Organism: Jaculus jaculus (lesser Egyptian jerboa)
Lineage: Eukaryota; Metazoa; Chordata; Mammalia; Rodentia; Dipodidae
Gene: Spem3
Product: SPEM family member 3
Exons: 5
Coding region: 1-1248 (415 amino acids)
Biological process (GO): sperm individualization; flagellated sperm motility
Cellular component (GO): cytoplasm
Source: RefSeq, a predicted model, not a curated record